Messenger RNA from Vanessa atalanta (red admiral), 289 nucleotides. Its product is annotated as pupal cuticle protein C1B-like. Bases 42 to 278 code for a protein of 78 amino acids. The record is from RefSeq and is a predicted model, not a curated record. Lineage: Eukaryota; Metazoa; Arthropoda; Insecta; Lepidoptera; Nymphalidae. The transcript is spliced from 2 exons.
GACAUCAUUAGCUCAGAAGAAGCAAUUGACAAUCAACCAAAAUGUUCAAACUGUUCAUAUUCGCCUCCUUCCUGGCUCUAGCUGCCGCCAAACCUCUGGUCUCAGUGGCAUACACGGCACCGCUAGCAGCUGCUUACACCGCUCCAGUGGCAGCUGCAUAUACCGCUCCUGUAGCAGCGGCAUACACCGCACCCGUAGCUUACUCGGCAUAUGCCCCAUAUGCUGCUUACUCAGCUUACCCGUAUGCUGCCCCGUACUCUGCAUACUAUUUGCGCUGAAUAUGAUAUCC